Biomphalaria glabrata is the source of this 1257-nucleotide messenger RNA. RefSeq lists its product as uncharacterized. Gene Ontology annotation, biological process: N-acylphosphatidylethanolamine metabolic process. NCBI's taxonomy places the organism in Eukaryota, Metazoa, Mollusca, Gastropoda, Planorbidae. The transcript has 8 exons. Bases 182 to 1231 code for a protein of 349 amino acids. The record is from RefSeq and is a predicted model, not a curated record. Gene Ontology annotation, cellular component: cytoplasm. Gene Ontology annotation, molecular function: glycerophospholipid phospholipase A1 activity; A2-type glycerophospholipase activity.
UUCAGAUAUAUUUAUGAACACUUAAUUUCAAAAGAUGUACACAUGUUAGACUUUAAAUAGACCUUCGGUGUUUGUAUGUAAGCCCUACUAAACUAAACAAUAAAGAUUUCUUUCUAAACUAUUUUGCAACAGUCACUGAUCUGACAUUUAAUCUGCAGACCACUUGGACAAGACCGUAAGGAUGUCUUGGCAUAUGAACCAGUUAGCUCAGGACAUCGACACUGAGAAAGCCAACAUCAAAAUAUUAGAAUCUCUGGAGCCUGGUGAUGUAGUGUUCAUUAGACAAUCUGUAAAUGGCCGAUCACAUACACACUGGGCUAUAUACAUUGGUAAAGGCAAUGUCGUCCAUUUAGGCGAAGUGAGAAGGAAUCUUGUUGGAGAGAUUAGAGAAGUUGUGAUUAAAGAGGAAUCACUCUUGUCAGUCUCAAAAUAUCAGCUGGUAGAUGUAUCGUAUCAGAAGCUGUCUCCCUAUGAAGGCUAUGAUGUCAAAUCUUUGCGGGAGUCGGCUGUCAUCAGAGCUAAAUCUGAGUUAGGCAUUAGAAAAUAUGAAUCAAAGUUUGAAAACUGUGAACAUUUUGUUUACUGGUGCAGACAUGGAAUUCUAAAGUCUUUCUUUAGACUUGGUAGCAACGCAAGCAAUGUCAGCCUUAAUCAAAAGGAACUACUUAUGUGCCACAAUUUUCAAGUAUUUACUAACCUGGAACCAGGUGAUAUAGUCAAAAUAUCACGAAACCUGUUCACACACUGGGGAAUCUAUGUUGGUGACGGCAUGCUUGUUCAUGUAACUGUAGGCUCAGGUGGUGGUUCACUGACUCCAAAUGGAAAGCUAGUAACGAACAUAUUUGAUGGUCCUAAAUCGGCCUAUGUAAAAGAAGAACCAUUGAUGGACGUGAUUGAAAACGAUUUUGUUGAACGAGCAAAUAAUGAGGACUCCAGAAAAACAGCCUUGCCUGGACCGAUUGUAGUAAAAAGGGCCAGGUCUAAAUUAGGAUUUAUCCAGUAUCAAACACUUUACAAAAACUGUGAACAUUUUGUGAAUUGGUGUAGAUAUGACAGCAAACAAAGCUCUCAGACUCAAACUGCAGUUCUUGGUCUUGGAGCAGCAUCAGGAUAUGCUGGUUUUCUACUAGCUGGGCCCAUUGGAGCCAUAGCCGCUGCAGGUUUUUCUAUGUACAAACUUUAUCAACAUGCGCAGAAAAACACGCCUGAAGAUGAGGAGGAGGAAAAUUGAACAUACAACAAAAGAUUGUCUUUACU